Messenger RNA from Dermacentor silvarum, 1779 nucleotides. RefSeq names its product solute carrier family 22 member 7-like. The record is from RefSeq and is a predicted model, not a curated record. The transcript has a single exon. Bases 1 to 1779 code for a protein of 592 amino acids. NCBI's taxonomy places the organism in Eukaryota, Metazoa, Arthropoda, Arachnida, Ixodida, Ixodidae.
AUGGAACUUUUCUGCCCUAAACGGCUCGCGGCAAGCGACUUCGAGACGAGCGAGUGCUUCGACUGCAAGGAGGCCUUCGGCAACGGCCUCUUCCAAAACCGUUUUCUGAUACUCAGUGCCGUCGCCAUCUUGCUGACAACCUGCCACGACGACCUGGUGCCGAUCAUCGCCUCGCAGGACGUGGACCACUGGUGCAAACAACCGAACAAUUCCACGCUCUCCUUCAACAGUUGGAAGAAAGACGCCAUACCCGUGAAUGCCGAUGGACGGCGAAGUCGCUGCCACGUCUACGAGAGUCCCGAUAGUCGUCACCUUUUCCGAAAGAACAGGACAGUGGUCCCGUGCCGAGAGUGGGACUACGACAGUAGGGACGCUACGGCGUCAGUCGUUAGCUCUUGGAACGCCGUCUGCCAGCGGCGAAUCCCGCUGCUCGUCGCCACGAUGGCGUUGCAGCAGGCGGGCUCCGUCUUAUUCCUGCUCCUGGGCGGCGUCGUGCUCGACGCCUUCGGAAGAGACCGCGUCCGCCUGCGAGCAGCCGUGACUGCGACGGUGUCCACGGUACUCGGUUGCGUCGUCGUCCACCACCACGACUUCUACGCCAUGGCGCAGUACGUGCUCUCUGGUAGCGCGGCUGUCAACGCCGCCGCGGCCCUGCUCAUCUCAUUCGAAGUCCUCAUCCACAGAUACAGGCCGAAGCACGUGAUCUUCGCCUCGACGCCGGCCAUCGCCCUGGCCGAGCUGUGGGUCCUCGUCGUCAGGCACAUGCGCGUCAGCAGCGGCGUGAAGCAAGCCGCCCUCCUAUCGCCCACGUUUCUUGUCGUUGUCACCGCCGCGUUCAUGGGCAGGCCGGAAUCGCCUCGAUGGCUGAUCGCCAAGGGCAGGAUGAAGGAAGCCGAGGCCGUCAUUCUGGCCGCAGCCGAGGUGAACGGAUUCGUCCCGGGGGCAGGCGCGGCAAACCUUCUCGACGGGAUCGCGAACAGACGGUGCUGCGGCGACGGCGAUUACCCAACGUCCUCCGACGGCGAUCCUCAGAGACAGUCACCUCUCGACGUUGCCGCUUCUAUUCGCCGGCGAGUGCUGGUCAUGUUCGCCGUCCACUUCUCCCUGGCCUUCGCCGUCCAUGCCAACAUCGCGUCGCGGGUGGCACGAGGCGACGAUGGCGACAGCUGGUGGCUUCCGUCGAUCCUCAUCUCCACCGCCAGUGUUCUCGGCAACGUGGUCGUACACGUGGCCGUCACCCGCAUCUCCCUGGACAGGGCGUUCGUCGCGGCCUCGGUGGUCGUCGGCGGCAUCCACUUCGUGGCAAGCGUCUUCUGCGACUUCGAAACCGCGGCCGACCGCGGCCUGCUAGCGUUCUCCAGCGGCGUCGCGAACAUGGCCAUAGUCGUCGGCGCUUGCUACGUCAUGCAAGGCGUCCCCACUGCCGUGCGCGGUGUCGCCCUGUGCUGGUCGCUCGCUAGCGGUCGAGUUGGCGCCCUCCUAGCCUGCUUGACGCCGCUGUUGUGCCAGAGCGUCCGUGGUCACGUGGCGUUCGCGCUGUCGGCGUUCUUUCUCAUCGCGUCGUCAGUACUGGCGGUGCUGAGCCUGCCGUCCUCCCCGAGGGAAGUCGAGCGUGAGAACAGUGUCGGGUCAUCUCUCCGCAGCAGUCAGGCGCCAUCUUGUCAGGCAUCUUACCGAGACUCGGUGUACAGCAAGACAUCGUGGACCGCCCGGAGAGGGCGCUGCAACACGCUACGCCGUUUCCACUCCGUAGGGAGCCUACAUGCAAGCGCUGUUUGA